AUGAUAAUUAGUUUAAAAAGCAAGUUAUCAGAUGACAUUAAAUCUCUGUACGAAGAACCCUACGGCGCGGACGUUACGAUACAAGUUGGAGAGGGAUCUGCCUCCAAAAUUUUUCGCGCACACAGAUUAAUUCUAUGUGCGCGUUCGCCGUAUUUUAGUAGAGAAUUAUCUUGCGAUAAAGACGCUCAAGAUGCCUCAGAGGAAAAAAGUUCGUUUGCAAUGAUCAUUGAGCAAAUCCAGCCUUUGAUAUUUGAGAUUCUACUCCAAUAUAUGUACACGGGAAUUAUUGAUAUGAAAGAUGACUUGAACAUCUGUCUUGAAACAAUCGAUGCAGCAUAUUGUCUGGAGCUGACGUACUUGGCAGAUAAAAUUCAGAAUUCUUUAACUAAGAAUGAAAAUCUUAUACAAGAGCAUAUUGUAAAAGCAAGUCGAACAGCUUCAAAACGAGAUGAUCUGAAAAUUCUUGACGACUUUUGCAAGAAAUUUGCCGAAAACUCACCAGAAGUCAUAUUUGCAGCAAAAGAUUUUCAAGAUAUAGACAACGAAACCUUGGUUAAGUUAUUAGAGCGCGAUAUUGAUUUAUCGGAAGAUAUAAUAUGGGAACGAGUCCUCCAAUGGGGGGCAUCGAAAAGAGCGGAUCUAAGACUUGACUCCGUAAGGGAUUGGUCUGCUGCGGACAUAGACUAUAUGAAGGAGGUUCUAAAAGACUGUAUCCCGCUCAUACGGUUCUUCUACAUAGAAGAAAAUGAAUACCUGGAAAAAGUUUUACCGUUUUUGCAUCUGCUGCCUAAUCAGCUGUGGAUGGAUAUCGUAGCAUUUAAACAGACUGGUGGACAAUAUAAACCAAUAUCGACAGUGUUACCUCCUAGAAAGAGAAAUAUAGCAAGCAGUCACCGGGGUCCUGAUGUUAAGGAAGAGCGUACAUGUGAUCAAAAUUAUACAACAUUGCCGAGUGAGGCGAUUAGCACCAAAAACAACGAAAAAAUUGUACCUUUUGAUGGCCUAGUGUCAUCAAUUCUUACACUGAACCAAAAACAGUGGCUAGUACAAAAUAUUGCCUCAAGGUUUGACAGACAGUAUUGGCAUUCGGUGGAAACUACCAAAAUCAAAGCUACGCUUCUUUUUAAAGGUAGUGCCCACGAAUAUAAACCGAGUAAGUUUCAUAAAUAUUGUGAUAACCAAGGCCCUACUCUUUCGAUCCUUAGCAUUAAGGGGGAGGGAAAUGAGAUUAUUGGAGGGUACAAUCCUUCAAACUGGACAAAAAAUGGAGGACAUGCAAGGGCGCCUGAAAGCUUUAUCUUUGCGUUACGUGAUGACGGCAAUAUUAUUAGUUGUUGUGAUGAUGUUAAUUAUGCUACGUAUAAUAAUGCAUCAUAUGGGCCGAGCUUUGGCAAGACCGAUUUAAUAAUUAACCAAAAGUUCUCCACCAAAAACAGCAGUGCAGAACAAUCAUCGUAUUCUAAGCCCAUUCGGGAAAGCAAAACUUUUGCCGUUCGAGAGAUUGAAGUAUUCAAAAUCAGCAUUUAG
Paraglomus brasilianum is the source of this 1527-nucleotide messenger RNA. Lineage: Eukaryota; Fungi; Glomeromycota; Glomeromycetes; Paraglomerales; Paraglomeraceae. The record is from the annotation of a GenBank genome assembly.